Fulvia fulva is the source of this 1656-nucleotide messenger RNA. RefSeq names its product UDP-glucuronic acid decarboxylase 6. Gene Ontology annotation, molecular function: UDP-glucuronate decarboxylase activity; NAD+ binding. Gene Ontology annotation, cellular component: cytoplasm. NCBI's taxonomy places the organism in Eukaryota, Fungi, Ascomycota, Dothideomycetes, Mycosphaerellales, Mycosphaerellaceae. Gene Ontology annotation, biological process: D-xylose metabolic process. The transcript is spliced from 3 exons. The record is from RefSeq and is a predicted model, not a curated record. The coding region runs from base 1 to 1656 and encodes 551 amino acids.
AUGGUGGCUAUAGGAAGCCUCGAAGAAUCGGGUUUCCGCAAUUGCACUCGAUCUAGCGGCAUCAUCACCUCGUAUCAAUCGUGUCCGGACAUUGUUUCUUCGCUCGGCCACCCUCGGACAAGUGAGUUCGCCAGGCUGAGACAUGCCGUACGCACGCCAGAUUGGACUAAGCCAGUAUAUUUGGUCAAACAUCGUGUGCUGUUCAGGGCAGAGCUUACUGCACAAGGUACGGAUCAGCCAUGUUGCUCGCCAGAUCCAUCGAUGGGACCGCCAAACACGCCACACGAGAAUCGCUUCAACGCCACGAAGCUCAGUCUGCAAUGUCCCGUUGCAGGAAGGGCCAUUUCUGGACCAGCAUAUCCUCAUCAUGCAUACUGCAAGCUCUCCGUCGAAGCUCAAUUGACCCAUGUCAGCCAUCCUUGUCUUCUACUUCGCUCAACAGUUUCAGCACACAUUUUUGUAUUAUCAAGCAGGAUGAGUGUGCUCAAUGGUGCCGCAGAAACGAGGCAAGAACGUAUCCUCGUGACAGGAGGUGCAGGCUUCAUUGGGUCCAGACUUGUUUCAGCACUCUUAGAACGAGGAAAAGGGGUCAUCGUCCUCGACAAUUACUGGACCAGCUUCCCAGCGACUUUGAGCAGCGUCCGGGACAACCCCAAUUUCCGCUUCGUACAGGGCGAUGUGACGAGUCCAAUACCGAACGAGAUCGAAGCCUGCCAGCAGAUAUAUCACCUGGCUUGCCCUGCCAGCCCUAAGCAUUUCAACACGGAGCCAAUACGAAUCCUGGACACAUGUUAUCUUGGCACACGAAACGUGCUGAACAAGGCUCGAGAAUGGAAAGCAAGAGUUCUGCUUGCCAGUACAUCGGAAGUAUAUGGUCAGUCAGAACGAGACCCCCAAGACGAAACCUACUUUGGCAAUGUCAACUGCUUCGGUGAACGGUCCUGCUACGAUGAAGGCAAAAGAGUCGCGGAGGCUUUGGCAUACGCAUAUCGUGUCGAGCACGGGUCCUCGCUUGAGAUUUGUGUAGCUCGCAUCUUCAAUGCCUAUGGCCCAGGCAUGCACGCAAGCGAUGGCAGGGUCGUUUGUAGCUUCAUCGGAGCUGCAAUUGAAGGUCGAGAGCUGCUCAUAACCGGAGAUGGGGCUGCCACACGAUGUUUCCAGUAUGUCGAUGACUGCGUCUCUGGCCUGAUGAGUCUCAUGAGAAGCUCGUGGGAAGGCAGGCCGGUGAACAUCGGCAGCGAGAAGGAAACCACAAUCGUAGAUCUGGCACUCCUCGUCGUCAAAGCUGUGUCGGCUGCUACUGGACGGCCACAGGCAACGUUUAAAUAUAGUGACGCUUUGCCCGAUGACCCGGUGCAGAGAAGACCGGACUGCGCAUUGGCCAGAGAAGUACUCGGCUGGGUUCCAACAAUCGAACUGGCUGAUGGGGUCCGACAAACGAUUGAGUGGCAUCUUGGUCUGGAGGUGCGGACGGGGGAGGCGCCACUUCAGUGCAAGAGCACUUUGCCCGAUACAAAAGACUCCAUGUUUGACGCGGUCGAGGCGCGGCGGACCAUCUUGGGUCGGAUUGAUAGAAGCACGAGACGGAGGACCGGCGCUGUGAAGCGCAUUGAACGGCAUGAUCUUUGUUGGGCCCAAACUGCUGAUGAGGUCUGA